Molecule: messenger RNA, 2136 nt
Organism: Protobothrops mucrosquamatus (brown spotted pit viper)
Lineage: Eukaryota; Metazoa; Chordata; Lepidosauria; Squamata; Viperidae
Product: protein diaphanous homolog 2-like
Exons: 18
Coding region: 1-2094 (697 amino acids)
Biological process (GO): actin filament polymerization; actin cytoskeleton organization
Cellular component (GO): cytoplasm; actin filament
Molecular function (GO): microtubule binding; actin binding; small GTPase binding
Source: RefSeq, a predicted model, not a curated record
AUGGAGGGCCAGGGGGCCGGAGGGGAAGACCCGCCGGGAAAGGGCACCCCCAGGCGGGGUGGCAGCGGCGGGGGGCGUCCCUCGGAGGAGGAGAGUAAGAAUAAGCCCAAGCUGAAUCUACAGAUAAAAACUUUGGCAGAUGAUGUGAGGGACAGAUUAACUAGUUUUAGGAAAUCUGGAGUCAAAAAGGAGAGACUUCUUAUUCAGCACCCCAUCGACUCACAGGCCUCUAUAAUUGAAUUGCCAGUGCCUCAACCACUGUUUGAUGAACGUUCAAUGAAUUUAUCGGAAAAAGAAGUUAUGGACCUCUUUGAGAAAAUGAUGGAAGACAUGAAUCUAAAUGAAGAACGAAAAGCUCCUUUACGGAAUAAAGAUUUGACCACAAAACGUGAAAUGGUUGUCCAGUACAUUUCCGCAACUGCCAAAUCUAUAAUUGGAAGUAAAGUUCCGGGUGGCCUGAAAAACAGUAAACACGAGUGCACAUUGUCGUCGCAGGAAUAUGUCCACGAACUACGAUCAGGUAUCUCAGAAGAAAAGCUUCUCAACUGCUUAGAAUCUCUGCGGGUGUCUCUGACAAGCAAUCCAGUAAGUUGGGUUAACAAUUUCGGAGUACUUCCGGAGCCCGAAGAGGACCUACAGGAACUCUUUGAGGAACUAUUCUCUGUCAUUCAUAUCUCGCACAUUCUUCCCCCUCUCGUAUUCGAAUAUGUCACGGAGUUUCGGUUUAUGAAUAAUAAGUAUGGACUACAAAGAAUACUGGGAGAUGACCGAAGCCUUCUCUUACUGGCCAGAGCAAUUGACCCAAAGCAACCAAACAUGAUGACUGAAACAGUGAAAAUACUCUCUGCCAUUUGUAUCGUGGGAGAAGAAAACAUGCUCGACAAAAUUUUAGGAGCUAUAACAAUUGCAGCUGAGAGAAAUAAUGGAGAACGAUUUGCUAACAUAGUGGAGGGGCUUGAAAAUCACGAAGCUCUGCAAUUACAGGUUGCCUGCAUGCAGUUCAUAAACGCCCUUGUCACUUCUCCAGAAGAGCUUGAUUUUAGGGUACAUUUGAGAAAUGAAUUCCUGCGCUGCGGGCUAAAGAAAAUAUUACCAGACCUAAAAGAGAAGGAGAAUGAAGAACUUGAUAUUCAGUUGAAAGUAUUUGAUGAAAACAAAGAGGAAGACUUAAUUGAAUUAGCCCAUCGUCUCAAUGACAUCAAAGUGGAAAUGGAUGAUGUGAAUGAAGUUUACCACUUGUUGUAUAAUAUGUUGAGAGAAACAACAUCCGAAAACUACUUCCUAUCCAUUUUACAACAUUUUUUACUCAUUAGGAACGAUUAUUAUAUACGCCCUCAAUAUUACAAGAUAAUAGAAGAAUGUGUUUCACAGAUAGUAUUGCACUGUAGUGGUAUGGAUCCUGACUUCAAAUGUAGAGGAAGAUUGGAUGUAGACUUCACGCAUCUUGUGGACAGCUGUGUGAACAAAGCAAAAGUUGAAGAAAGUGAGCAAAAAGCUGCUGAUUUUUCCAAAAAGUUUGAUGAAGAAUUCACAGCUCGGCAGGAAGCCCAGGCUGAGCUUCAAAUGCGAGAGGAGAAAAUCCGACAACUUGAAGCUGAAAUCCAGCAGUUGCGAACCCAGGGUUCUGUAUCUUCAGGUGGUGGUCCUCCUCCUCCUCCUCCUCCACCACCCCCUCCUCCCUUGCCAGGUAGUAUGGUUCCUGUUGCCCCUCCUCCUCCUCCUCUACCACCACCACUACCCGGAGGUGGAGCACCUUCAGGCCCUCCACCGCCACCUCCUCCUCCUCCUAUGUUUGGUGGCCCACCACCACCACCACCACCUUUUGGUGGCAUUCCUUCUGUAGUAACUGCACCAGUGCUGCCUUUUGGGAUGAAGCCAAAGAAGAAGUACAGCCUGGAUGUAACUAUGAAGAGAAUCAACUGGGCAAAGGUUGAACCGCACGAAAUACAGGAACACUGUUUUUGGGUAAAAGCUAAGGAUGAAAAAUUCGAAAAUCCAGAUCUGUUUGCCAAACUGGCACUCACUUUUGCUACACAGAUGAAGGGUAAUUAUUUUUCUUUUUUUCCAAUGGUCAUUAAUGGACAUGUGGAUUGAUACUAAUAUUGUAUUAAUGAUGCCUUAGAGAUCAGUACACAA